AUGCGGCCGCAGCUGUUCCGUGCGGCCGCCCGGUCUCUCCGGGUGCCCAGAGCCCGUGCCUUUGCGACAACAGCCCCUCGCACGGCCGAGGUGGAAUUGACCAUUGAUGGCAAGAAGGUGUCUGUCGAAGCCGGUUCGGCUCUUAUCCAGGCCUGUGAGAAAGCAGGUGCUACCGUUCCCAGAUACUGCUAUCACGAGAAACUGUACGUUGGUGAACAGCUCAUUGAACGCAACGAAUACCGCGACAUGACAAUUACUCACGCGCGUGAUUUUUUUAUAGGUCGUAUGUGUCUCGUCGAAGUCGAGCGCGCCCCCAAGCCCGUCGCGUCCUGCGCCUGGCCCGUCCAACCCGGCAUGGUUGUGAAGACGAAUUCCCCUCUUGUACACAAAGCUAGAGAAGGUGUGAUGGAGUUCCUUUUGGCCAAUCACCCACUUGACUGCCCCGUCUGCGACCAGGGUGGUGAGUGUGAUCUCCAGGAUCAGUCAAUGCGCUAUGGCUCUGACCGUGGUCGUUUCCAUGAGGAGGGUGGCAAGCGUGCGGUGGAGGACAAGAACAUUGGCCCUCUGGUCAAGACCUCGAUGAACCGCUGCAUCCACUGCACCCGUUGCGUGCGUUUCAUGAACGAUGUGGCUGGUGCUCCCGAACUCGGCACGACUGGACGCGGUAACGACAUGCAGAUCGGCACUUACCUGGAACAGAACCUGAACUCUGAGCUGUCUGGAAACGUCAUUGACCUCUGUCCCGUCGGUGCUUUGACUUCCAAGCCCUAUGCUUUCCGUGCUCGUCCUUGGGAACUGAAGCACACCGAGUCUAUUGAUGUCCUCGAUGCGCUGGGUUCUAACGUCCGAAUUGACAGCCGUGGUAUGGAAGUCAUGCGCAUCAUUCCUCGUCUCAAUGAUGAUGUCAACGAAGAAUGGCUGAAUGACAAGUCUCGCUUCGCCUGUGACGGUCUGAAGACUCAGCGUCUGACCACCCCUCUCAUUCGUCGUGAUGGCAAGUUUGUUCCCGCAACCUGGGAGCAAGCCCUGGCCGAGAUCGCCGAGGCCAAGGAGAAGUUGCAGCUGCAGCCCAACGAGUUCAAGGCCGUCGCCGGUCACCUCGUUGACACUGAAACCCUUGUCGCGAUGAAGGACAUGGCCAACAAGCUGGGUUCCGACAACCUGGCCCUUGACCAGCCCGGCGGCAGCGCCCCUAUCGCCCACGGUAUCGACGUUCGCUCCAACUACCUGUUCAACUCCAAGAUCUACGGUGUCGAGGAGGCCGACGCUAUUCUGCUCGUCGCGACCAACCCCCGUCACGAGGCUGCCGUCCUGAACGCCCGUAUUCGGAAGCAGUACCUGCGCUCUGACAUGGAGAUUGGUCUUGUCGGCGAGGAAUUCGAGAGCACCUUUGAUUACAACCAUCUGGGUGCGGAUGUGUCUGCUCUCAAGUCUGCUCUGUCUGGCGAAUUUGGCAAGAAGUUGGCCAACGCCAGCCGACCCAUGAUCAUUGUCGGCAGCGCCGCUGCCGAGCACGCUGACGCCAAGGCUAUCUUUGAGACCGUCGGCAGCUUCGUCGAGAAGCACGCCAAGAACUUCAACACCGCCGAAUGGCAAGGAUACAACGUUCUCCAGCGUGCCGCCUCUCGCGCUGGAGCGUACGAGGUCGGAUUCACUGCUCCUUCCCCCGAAGUCGCCCAGACCACCCCCAAGAUGAUGUGGCUUCUGGGUGCCGACGAGAUCGCCCAGAGCGAGAUCCCCAAGGAUGCCUUUGUUGUCUAUCAGGGUCAUCACGGUGACCGUGGUGCUCAGCUCGCCGAUGUUGUUCUUCCCGGUGCGGCCUACACUGAGAAGUCGGUCACUUACCUCAACACCGAAGGUCGUGUGCAGAUCACCCGCGCUGCUACGUCGACGCCCGGUGCUGCUCGCGAGGACUGGAAAAUCAUUCGUGCCUCUAGCGAGUUCCUCGGUGUUCCUCUACCUUAUGAUGAUGUUGAGGCUCUCCGUGACCGAAUGGAGGAGAUCAGCCCUGUCAUGCGCCAUUACGACGUUGUCGAGCCCACAUCCGUCAGCACCCUGAGCAAGGUUCAGCUUGCCGACCAAAACAAGGGUGCUUCGGCCACUGGAGCUCCCUUCCAGAAGGUUAUCGAGGACUUCUACUUUACCGAUCCCAUCUCCCGAAGCUCGCCCACCAUGGCUCGCUGCUCGGCCGCCAAGGCUACCGGUAACCCCGAAACCAACUUCAUGGCCGCCGGUGAGAUGUCUCCCCAGGCUCUGUACGGUUAA
Messenger RNA from Penicillium diatomitis, 2265 nucleotides. Its product is annotated as putative NADH-ubiquinone oxidoreductase, subunit G. The transcript has 6 exons. Gene Ontology annotation, molecular function: NADH dehydrogenase (ubiquinone) activity; iron-sulfur cluster binding. Gene Ontology annotation, cellular component: membrane. Gene Ontology annotation, biological process: ATP synthesis coupled electron transport. The record is from RefSeq and is a predicted model, not a curated record. The coding region runs from base 1 to 2265 and encodes 754 amino acids. NCBI's taxonomy places the organism in Eukaryota, Fungi, Ascomycota, Eurotiomycetes, Eurotiales, Aspergillaceae.